GAGAAAGCAAGUCACAGUUUUUAGCAGAAACGACUGAACGUAUUUAAUUUUCACAACCUCCUAGCCUACCCCCCCAUUAUUCUUUACUUUCCUCUGCUUUCCGCUCUCAAACCCUAGGAAAAAAUUCACUUUCAGAUGCAAUGUGUUCACCCCACAAACCCUAGAAACCCACCAUUCCACGCAACACCAAAGAUUCAGCAAAGACCCACUUCACCGAUGGCCGCACUACCCAUUUCCAGGCAUCUCACUGUAUUAACUCUCUUCAUUUUCUUCCUCAAAUCCUUAGCUGCAGACGAAGAUUCUCAUUUCUCAUUCACACGGUUCCAGAAAGAUCCAAAAAACGAAUCCAAAAUCACUCUGUAUGGGGCUGCAAAAGUUGUUGAUGGCGGCUCUGCGAUUCAACUAACUGAUCGGGUGAGUUCGAGUGCUGGACGAGUCAUGUACAAGAACCCCAUUAAACUUUUCGGAGGUGAGUCUAGAAGUUUCGUUUCUUUUUCGACUUACUUCUCGUUCUCGACUACGGGCAAUGGUGAUGGUUUAGAUUUCUUUAUGGUUCCAAGUGGCUUCAAUGUUAGCCAGUUUGGUAAUAGUUCAUAUGGACUUUCUCUAGGAUCUGGGAAAAGCAAUUUUAAGGUUGUUUCUGUUAAGUUUAAUACGUUAAGGGACAGUAAUGAUGGUUUGCUGAAGAAUCAUGCACGAAUAGGUGUGGGUAGUGUUGUAUCAGAGAAAUUGAGCAAUGCGUCGGCUUAUAAUUUGGCUCGCAGUAGUGGAAAAAUCCAUGCUUGGAUAGAUUACGAAGCGAGUUCAAAGCGGUUAGAGGUUAGGUUGGGCCAAGAUGGUAGCUCUAGGCCUUCUAGUCCGUUGCUCUCAUAUCGAAUUGCCCUGUCCAAGGUGUGGGAGAAUGAAGAAGUGUUUGUGGGCUUUAGCUCCUCGACUGGGAAUUCUUCUGAUGCAUGUUUUCUGCAUUCCUGGAGUUUUAAGAUCAGGCAUGUUCCGAAUUGGAUGCAUUCGGAGCCAUUGGAUCCAAAGGCAUUUGCUAAAAGCACCAAAACUUUGGAAGCCGAAAAGCGAAGAGAUUGUCUCUCAAGAGUGCUGGCUGCAAUGAUAUUCGGUGCUGCCUGUGGAGCUUUGGCGGCAUUCACUGUGUUGUAUUUGUGGACAGUCUUUGGCCAUAGGCGUCCGGUGGUGCCGGAGGAGUUUGCCAUGCAGCCCAUUGGUUGCGAGUACAAGAAAGUCAAAGUAGUUGUAGAUAAAGCAAUCGAAGGUGGCAAGUAGGAGUUUGAGGUGUUCAAUUGAAUGUUGUGUUGUAAAUCAGUGUCUUUUCUACUUUUAUCUUCACGUUUUAUUGUUUUGUUGUAAUUUGGUGAUCAAUUGUCAAAAUGUAGUUCUGUUACAUAUUGUUCAAUCUGGGAAGCACUGUGCUUUGAACAGAUAAUUGAAAUAUUGUAGGUUUUAACCCCA
Juglans microcarpa x Juglans regia is the source of this 1461-nucleotide messenger RNA. Its product is annotated as L-type lectin-domain containing receptor kinase S.4-like. Gene Ontology annotation, molecular function: carbohydrate binding. The transcript has a single exon. NCBI's taxonomy places the organism in Eukaryota, Viridiplantae, Streptophyta, Magnoliopsida, Fagales, Juglandaceae. The record is from RefSeq and is a predicted model, not a curated record. Bases 136 to 1275 code for a protein of 379 amino acids.